UUUGAGUUGCACAUUGGGUUACACCACAAGAGAAAAAAAAAAAAAAGAAAAAGAAAGAAAGAGAAGCACAGAGGGAGAAAGAGAGGGGAGAGAGAAAGAUAAUGGAAAUGGAUUCUCUUCUCCAAGCUCUGAAACCUAUCCCCAUAUCAGUCUUCUUUAUUGUCCCACUUCUAUUCUUGUUUCUUUUGUCUCGGUUUCGCAGGAAACCUUAUCCUCCGGGACCCAAAGGCUUACCCAUCAUUGGAAACAUGAUGAUGAUGGACCAGUUAACUCACCGGGGACUCGCCAAACUUGCUAAGCAAUACGGUGGCCUCUUCCACCUCCGCAUGGGCUUUCUCCACAUGGUGGCCGUGUCGAGCCCGGAGAUAGCCCGCCAAGUCCUCCAAGUCCAAGACAACAUCUUCUCCAACCGGCCCGCCACCAUCGCCAUUAGCUACCUCACUUACGACCGGGCUGACAUGGCCUUCGCCCACUACGGCCCGUUCUGGCGUCAGAUGCGCAAGCUCUGUGUCAUGAAGCUCUUCAGCCGAAAACGGGCCGAGUCGUGGGACUCUGUCCGUGAUGAGGUGGAUGAAAUGGUCCGAGUCGUCGCAACCAACACCGGCUCGCCUGUUAACGUCGGCGAGUCGGUAUUCGGGCUCACUCGGAACAUUAUUUAUCGUGCCGCGUUCGGGUCGAGCACGCAUGAUGGACAGGAUGAUUUCAUCAAAAUUCUGCAGGAGUUUUCGAAGCUGUUUGGUGCUUUCAAUAUUGCUGAUUUCAUUCCUGGGCUCAGCUGGGUUGACCCGCAAGGACUCAACACCAGACUCGCAAAAGCUCGUGCUUCGCUUGAUGGGUUCAUCGACUCCAUCAUCGACGAUCACAUGGUGAAAAGGAAGGAAAAUCGCGUGGAUGAGGCCAAUACUGAUAUGGUAGAUGAUUUGCUCGCUUUUUACAGUGAUGAGGCCAAAGUCACUGAGUCCGAUGAUUUACAGAACUCCAUCAAGCUCACAAGAGAUAAUAUCAAAGCCAUCAUAAUGGACGUGAUGUUUGGUGGGACAGAGACGGUGGCCUCAGCCAUAGAAUGGGCAAUGGCGGAGUUAAUGAGAAGCCCGGAAGACCUCAAGAGGGUCCAACAAGAACUCGCCAAUGUCGUCGGUAUCGACCGGAAAGUAGAAGAGAGUGACUUCGACAAGCUAACAUACCUCAAAUGUGCCCUCCGAGAGACUCUCAGACUCCACCCACCUAUCCCUCUCCUCCUCCACGAGACCGCCGAGGAUGCCGAGGUCGCUGGCUACCAUAUUCCGGCGAAGUCACGUGUCAUGAUCAACGCCUGGGCCAUCGGACGUGACAAGAACUCUUGGGAAGACCCUGAGACCUUCAAGCCCUCCAGGUUCUUGAAACCCAACGUACCAGACUUCAAAGGAAGUAACUUCGAGUUCAUACCAUUCGGGUCGGGUCGAAGGUCCUGCCCGGGCAUGCAACUGGGACUCUAUGGUUUAGAGAUGGCUGUGGCUCAUCUUCUUCAUUGUUUUACGUGGGAAUUACCGGAUGGGAUGAAACCCAGUGAGCUUACCACGGAUGAUGUGUUUGGUCUCACUGCUCCAAGAGCGAGUCGACUCGUGGCUGUACCGAGUCGGAGACUGGUUGGUGCACUAUAUUGAGAGAGAAGACUUGAGGGGAAGGGGUGUUUUGCUGAGUCACUCUCUUUUGUGAGAACUAUUGCUGUUUCUCUGUGGAUAUGAAGAACUCUUUUCAUUUGUUUUAUUCGGACAUUUGGAUUGUAAUUUUUCUUUUUUAUUUCUGCUAUACUCAUCAAAUAAAGGUCAUCAAAUAAAGAUCAACAAAGAAAUUCGGUUUCUUUUAGAA
Ilex paraguariensis (yerba mate) is the source of this 1848-nucleotide messenger RNA. NCBI's taxonomy places the organism in Eukaryota, Viridiplantae, Streptophyta, Magnoliopsida, Aquifoliales, Aquifoliaceae. The record is from the annotation of a GenBank genome assembly.